AUGGACCGGAGGGACACCCGGAGGGACACCCGGAGGGCUGUGCCCAGCUCCCCCCGGCACCCCGCACCCCGCUGGAGCCGAGCAAACCAGGGGCGAGCCGGCGGGACGUGCCCGCCCGGCCAAGGCUUCGUGCCCCCGACGCCUUUUUCGCCCCGCCCGCAGGACGUGCAGGUCCCCGUGUGCCCGCUCUGCAACACGCCGGUGCCCGUGAGGCGAGGGGAGAUGCCCGACGUGCUGGUGGGCGAGCACAUCGACCGCCACUGCAAGGCCGACCCCGCGCAGCGCAAGCGCAAGAUCUUCACCAACAAGUGCUUGAAGCCCGGCUGCAAGCAGAAGGAGAUGAUGAAGGUGAUCUGCGAGCAGUGCCACAAGAACUACUGCCUGAAGCACCGGCACCCCCUGGACCACGACUGCAGCGGGGCUGGGCACUCGCUCUCCACAGCCGGACACGCCGCGCUCGCUAGGGCCCAGGCCUCCUCCUCCAAAGCGGUGACCCCGCCAGGCAGUGGAGCUGCCCAGCCCGCAGACAGCCCCUCCGCCAGGGGCAGAGCAGCCGCGUCCCAGACCCCCAGCACCUCCCCGCCGGCUGCCGUGCUGCAGAACGGACUGAGCGAGGAGGAAGCGCUGCAGCGGGCUCUGGAGCUGUCCCUGGCGGAGUCAGCACGCGGCUCGGCGCAGCCGCCCAGCACGCAGGAGGAGGAGGACCUGGCACUGGCCCAGGCGCUGUCGGCAAGCGAAGCCGAGUACCAGCAGCUGCAGCGGCAGGCGCACGGCUCGAAGCCGUCCAACUGCAGCAUGUCGUAGGCACGCGGCGGUGCGCCCGCGGAGGUGGCAUCCUGCUGUGGCACGAGGGACAGCCGUGGCCUCCCGCGGGGAUGCCGUCAGGGCAUCCUGGACAUCCUGGAUGCUGACAAGAGCCAGGCUCCACCUCA
This is a messenger RNA of Oxyura jamaicensis (ruddy duck), 932 nucleotides long. RefSeq names its product zinc finger AN1-type containing 2B (gene ZFAND2B). Gene Ontology annotation, cellular component: cytoplasm; endoplasmic reticulum. The coding region runs from base 1 to 804 and encodes 267 amino acids. Gene Ontology annotation, molecular function: zinc ion binding. Gene Ontology annotation, biological process: protein targeting to ER; proteasome-mediated ubiquitin-dependent protein catabolic process. The transcript is spliced from 7 exons. Lineage: Eukaryota; Metazoa; Chordata; Aves; Anseriformes; Anatidae. The record is from RefSeq and is a predicted model, not a curated record.